ACAGCAGAGCUCACACAAGGACGCAGGGCUUGUGAGCGUUUCUGGAGAGGAAGUUCUCACAGAGAGAGGGACACAGCAGACAGCAGGCACCAUGGAGUCCCCGACCAGCCCUGCAAGCAGGCGGCAUGUCCCCUGGAGCAGGCUCCUGCUGGCAGUCUCACUGUUAACUUUCUGGACCCCGCCCACAACUGCCCAGGUCACUAUUGAAACGGUGCCCCGCCUUGCUGCAGAAGGGUCAGAUGUUCUACUUGCCCACAACGUGUCAGAGAAUCCUCUAGCCUAUUCCUGGCACAGAGGAGAAAGCGUAGACAACACCCAGCUAAUUGCAUCGUAUAGGGUAGAUAAUAAUGCAACUACCAAUGGGUCUGUAUACAGUGGACGGGAGACACUUUAUCCCAACGGAACCCGGCUGAUCCAGAACGUCACCCAGAAAGACACAGGAUCCUACACGCUGCUCGUUACAAAGAAGGAUUUACAGACAGAAAGACAGGCUGGACACCUCCACGUGCACCCGGUGCUACCCACACCCGUCAUCACCAGCAACAACUCCAACCCCAGGGAGCACGAGGACACUGUGGUGUUAACAUGUGGAUCUGAGACCCAGAACACCUCCUACAUGUGGUGGAUCAACAAUCAGAGCCUCCCCAAGAGCAUGAGGCUGAAACUCUCCAAGGACAAAAGGACUCUCAUACUAGUCGCCGUGACAAGGAAUGACACAGGACCCUAUGUGUGUGAAGCCCGGAACCCAGUGAGUGUCAGCCGCAGUGACCCAUUCACCCUGGAUGUCCUCUGGCAAGAAAACAGCCGAGCCCUCGGUGUGGGGGCCAUUACUGGCAUCGUGAUUGGGGUCCUGCUUGUGCUGAUACUGCUGGCUGGCCUGGGGCGUUUCAUUUUCCUUCACAGAGGAAACUGGCCUGCAGUGUCCACCUCAGGACGUGGUCCCUCUGGCAGCUCUGUCUCCCAGGCCUCCCUACCUGAUGCCAGGCCACCAGCUCCCAUCUACCAGGAAUUACUAUGCCGCGACACAGACGUUUACUGUCGUAUCAGCCACAAAGCAGAUGUGGGUCCUUAGUUCCUCCAGACACGUCUCCUUAACAGACUGUGGGAAAGAGCUUACCUGAGACCCAAGUCCCGAGUGAGGUCAAGAGGAAGAGCUUGAGGCAGAGAACCAGCUCUGAGACCUGAGGCUAUUCAGGAACCUGGGCCCAGGCUCAGGGUUGAUUUCUGGAGACCCUGACGGGCUGCCCUGAACCCUGGGUUGACCAGAACUUGGGCUGCGAUUCCCACAGUUGGAGGAGGUUUCAACAGUCAAGUAACUGGGCCUGUGACCCACUGCGGACCACCGGAGAGAUCUGAAUAAAGAGCACUUUCCUUCUGGCUGCAAAAUG
Messenger RNA from Capra hircus (goat), 1388 nucleotides. Its product is annotated as carcinoembryonic antigen-related cell adhesion molecule 7. The record is from RefSeq and is a predicted model, not a curated record. Gene Ontology annotation, cellular component: cell surface; plasma membrane. The coding region runs from base 92 to 1072 and encodes 326 amino acids. NCBI's taxonomy places the organism in Eukaryota, Metazoa, Chordata, Mammalia, Artiodactyla, Bovidae. The transcript has 8 exons. Gene Ontology annotation, molecular function: protein tyrosine kinase binding. Gene Ontology annotation, biological process: regulation of immune system process; signal transduction.